Molecule: messenger RNA, 1428 nt
Organism: Thermothelomyces thermophilus ATCC 42464
Lineage: Eukaryota; Fungi; Ascomycota; Sordariomycetes; Sordariales; Chaetomiaceae
Exons: 2
Coding region: 207-1262 (351 amino acids)
Source: RefSeq, a predicted model, not a curated record
CUAUCUCUUCAGGUGGCCCGGUCCACCGUUACUCCCGUUCGCUCCCGGCCCCACAUACCUUGAAAAAUAGAGGGACACAGGCCUGAGGAGGAAGCCUGCGAAUAAUGCCCGACUUGACCCGGACAUCGAGUCAUCAGCAAUACCAACAACACCAACAACAUCAACAACAACAUAUUCCUGCGUCACUCUCAUCAACAGUCUCCGCCAUGUCUUACUACCAGAACCCGCGGCAGCAGCUGUCGGGGUUUUACGGCGAUCUCUCCACGACCGGCGCUGGUGGGAUACCCAUGCCUGGGUACGACCCAUAUGCGGUCAACGCGGUACCCCCUCUCCAGAUUCCGACUACUGGGACCGCGAUAGGCGGGCCUGUGGGUGGAGCACUGCCGACACAACAUCGGGCAUCGUCGGGAGCGUGGAACCAGGAGGAUGACCGGACGCUGCUGACGCUGCGGGCGAUGGGCAAGAACUGGAACCAGAUCCAGAGGGAAGCCUUUCCUGGCAAGACCGGCAACGCAUGUCGGAAGAGGCACGAGCGCUUGAUGGAGCGCCGCGGCCAGAACGACUUUGAUAACCGGAAGCUGGAGCGCCUGUGUAAGGAGUACAUGAGCAUGCGCAAGGAGAUUUGGCAACCACUAGCAUCUCGCUGCGGCGAGAAAUGGAACGUCGUUGAGAUGCAGUGCAUGUCCAAUGGCCUCAAAAAUAUCCAAUCCCACGCCCGCGCCUACGCCCGCCGCGAGCGCCUCGAGUCGGGCCAGCCCCUGACCACGUACGGCGACCCCGACGGCGCCCUCGACUGCCUCACGCCGGUCGACGACGUCGACGUCGCCGACCAAUCCUACAGCUCCCCGGAGACGGGCGGCUCCACCACCGGCACCCAUUCCACCCCUGGGGGCAGCUCCGGGUCCGCCGGCUCCGCGGCCGGCUACCUGUCAUCUCACCACCACAGCGCGCACGCGCACCACCAUUCCCAGGCCGCCGCCGCGGCCGGCUACGGCCACGGGUACGGUGCCCCGUACGGACACCACCAACACCAGCAGCAGGCCCAAGCGCACCACGGGCACGGGUACAGCAAUAGCGUGUCAAGCACCGGCACCGUGGGCGGUUAUGGCACCGCGUCCCAGCAGGCUGGUGCUGCCAGUGCCGGAUCUGCAAGCGGGUCUGCCAGCCAGGGAGCCAGCCCAUACCUAGGCCACAGCGGCAGGCUGCCUAGCGUCGGGGACAUGGGCAUCGACGCCAUCAUGAAUAGGGGACAGGGCAGCUGAUGCUUGCCUUGCCCUUUUCUUUCCUUUCUUCUCAUUUCUCUCUGUUAUUCUUUUUCCUCUUUAUUUUUUUAUACAAUGGGUUAUCGUUCAACUACAUCUCUAAUACCUGGACUGGGUUUGGAUAAGUUGCAUGACAUGGCAGUCGGGGAGGCAAAGACAUUUCUUC